Postia placenta MAD-698-R-SB12 is the source of this 189-nucleotide messenger RNA. RefSeq lists its product as hypothetical. The record is from RefSeq and is a predicted model, not a curated record. Gene Ontology annotation, molecular function: proton transmembrane transporter activity. Gene Ontology annotation, biological process: proton motive force-driven ATP synthesis. The transcript is spliced from 3 exons. Bases 1 to 189 code for a protein of 62 amino acids. Lineage: Eukaryota; Fungi; Basidiomycota; Agaricomycetes; Polyporales; Adustoporiaceae.
AUGAGCUUCUUAGGUCUCCGCAAGUGGCCGACGCCCGUCGCCAAGCCGCUGUGGCCGUUCAUUGCCGCUGGUACUAUCACGUAUUUCCUCGUUGCGAAGGCGCAGGACAUGGGUGUGAAGUCGGAGGCUUAUGCCAAGGACCCGCGAAACCCGUACGCUGCGCAGAUCGCGAAGGAGUCGCACCACUAG